Messenger RNA from Chaetomium globosum CBS 148.51, 2697 nucleotides. RefSeq lists its product as uncharacterized. The record is from RefSeq and is a predicted model, not a curated record. The coding region runs from base 1 to 2697 and encodes 898 amino acids. Gene Ontology annotation, biological process: DNA-templated transcription; regulation of transcription by RNA polymerase II. NCBI's taxonomy places the organism in Eukaryota, Fungi, Ascomycota, Sordariomycetes, Sordariales, Chaetomiaceae. Gene Ontology annotation, molecular function: DNA-binding transcription activator activity, RNA polymerase II-specific; RNA polymerase II cis-regulatory region sequence-specific DNA binding; zinc ion binding. Gene Ontology annotation, cellular component: nucleus. The transcript is spliced from 3 exons.
AUGUCGGAGCCGAGCGAGCGCAGUGAGAGCCCCGCGGGCACCGAGUCGCACUUGGAUACCCUCGACGGCCUUCAUGACGAUCAGGAGGGACGCCCGCCCCCGCGCAAGCGCCAGCGCGUGAGGUUGUCGUGUCUCGAGUGCCGCCGCCGGAAGCUGUCGUGUGACCGCGAGUUCCCCUGCUCCCGCUGCCUGCAGUCGGGCACCCCGGAACGUUGCGAGUACGAGACCCGGCCCGGCUUGGCACCGCCGAACAAGCUCGGCCUUCCGCCGACCGCUCUGGCGGGUCUCGAUGCCCGCCUGUCGCUGCCGAGCACCGGUGGGGAAUCCCCCUACUUCCGCAAGGAUGGCCGCGAAUCGGACCGCAUCCGCCGCCUGGAGCUCGAAGUGGCCCAGCUCAAGAACCUGCUGGUGAAGCAGGUCUCCCUCGACGGGAGCACCGUCCAAGACCGCUCCCCCCUGCUGGACCAUCCCAAGUCCGACGUCGAGCCCGAGCCCGAGGUCGAGGUGCCGCCCUUCCUGCAGACCCAAGAGACGGUCGCCGACAGGGAAGAACUCCGCUUUUUCAGGGGUAAGGAGUUCAAGACUCGCUACUUUGGCCCACAUAGUGCAUUCCUAGCCUUCCAAGAACUCACGGGGCUAUGUCCCUUCAUGAAGGAGACCUCGGAAGAGUGGCUGCGGCCGCUACACAUCCACCGGACCAAGGACCGCCGCAAGGGCGCCGAGGAGAGGGAGCGCAAGUUCCGCGAGCCAGACCUCUCCCUGGAGUCGUUGCUCCCUCCCAAGGAGGAAACAGAUAGUCUGGUAAACAUCUACCUGGACCAAUUCGAGCAGGUCCACCGCAUUGUCCACAUCCCCGCCUUCCGUAGAGACUAUGCGAAGUUCUGGCUGCCGUCCGAGACCCGCAAUGCCGCCUUUACCGCCCUCGUCCUGGCCAUCAUGGGCAUCUCGAGCUGUCUCGCGGCCCAGAUGCCGCACAAGUUCGAGAAGAUGGUGUCGCACUCGCACGCGAACGCCAUCCGGUGGGUCGAGGCCGUCGACGAGUGGCAGGAGCAGCAGAGCCAGAAACACCGCCGCCUGAUCCACUACCAGAUCGCCUGCCUUAUCUACCUGGCCAAGCGGGUCAACACCAUGAAGAAGAAGCGCUUCUGGAGGAACGCGGGCUCCAUGACCCAGGACGCCGUCUCGGUCGGCCUCCACCGCGAGCCCAGCCACAUGUGCGACAAGAUCUCGCCCUUCAACCAGGAGAUGAGGCGGCGCAUCUGGGCCACCAUCCAGAGCUACGACCUCCAGGCGUCCUUCGACCACGGCCUGCCCUCCAUCCUCUGCUCCCUCCACUACGACGUCAACCCGCCCCGCAACAUCGACGAUGACGAGUUCGACGAAGACACCAAAGAACUUCCCCCAUCCCACCCCCCAACGGACUACACCUUCUCCUCCUACCAACACAUCAGCCGCCACAGCCUCCCCCUCCGCCUGGAACUCAGCCGCGUACUCACCGGCCCACCCGAGGAGCUCGACUACGACCGCGUGAUCCGCUACACCAACGAAAUCAACCAAGAAAUCGACUCUCUCCCCUCCUGGGACGUCGGCGACGCCGGCGCCACCUCCUCCCAAGACCCCGUCCUCAAAAAGCCCCUCCUCGCCUACACCCUCCUGCACAUCCAACUCCGCCAGUACAUCAUCCCCCUCCACCAGCCCUUCCUCCGCCUCCGCAAAGCCAACUCCAAAUACCAAUACUCCGAAAUCAUCUACUACAACGCGGCGCGCGACAUGGUACUCCUCAACGACCGGCUCGCGCAGCAGGGGAUCCGCACGCUCAACUUCCUGCGCGAGGACAGCCUCACGCUGGCAAUCAACCUCAGCAGCGUGACCAUGCUGCAGCCCCGCGGCAGCACCAACAUGAUCAUGAUCAACUCGCAGCACACCCUGCAGCUGCUCGAGCGCUGCCUCGCCAUGAAGGAGGACCGCAUCCUACGCUGCGGCAACAACGAGCCCUGGGGCUACAGCAUCAUGUGCGCCGCCUUUGGCCUGCUCGAGGCCCACCUGGGCACCAAGACCCCCGAGGCCGCCAAGGCCGCCAGCGCCGAGAGAUUCGUCCAUUUGCAUUGGAAGUUGCUGGCUGGGCAGGAUCCGCCCCCGCCGUCGUUGCCGCUGCCGCUGGCGGCGCCGGGCGGGAGUCAGCAGAGUGUGGGGGGUGGUGGUGGUGGUGGUGGUGGGGCGGGGCCGCCGAGUAGUAGUGGUGGGAAUGCGGGUGGGUGUUGUGGUGGCGGUGGGCAGACCGGUGCGGCGGCGGCGAGUGAGCAGGGCCGGGCGGUGGUGGGCACGCCGUUCAGUGGGAUGGGGGGUGUAGGGGCGUACGCGGCCGGGGCGGGGCCGGGGCCGGGGCCGGGGCCGUCGCCGGCGGAUGUGUUUGUGAGGUCUAAGUCUGUCACGCCCUUUGCGCCGUCGUCGUCCCAGCAGGGUGCCGGCCAGCAGAUCGAGGUCCCUGGCACGCCGUGGUGGCUGCCCAACGCGGCGGACCCGUCCACCAUCCCGCAGGUUGGUCUCUACAGCGGUGACUCGGAGGCGGCGGCUCGAGCUGAUCUUGUUCCCCAGAUGCCGCCCUUGCACUCGGAAUUUAACCUCGAGACCCUGGGCUUCAACCUGAACGAGCUCUGGGGCAGCGGCACGUUCGACUGGGACGCCAUGAUGCCGUGA